GUUAAAUGUGUUGACAAUAGUGGUGUUGCCAUCGAUUGAGUGACAAUGUCUUCAGACGUGGAAGAAUUGAGACAAAUGUCUGAUGAAGAAGUGGAACAAUUGAUGUAUGAGUUGAAGAGUUUGCGAUCGGAUAACGAGAUAAUGAAGAGAUUGUUGGCCACGAUUGAGACAAUGAGACAAUUGCUGACAAAUCGCAUGAAUAAGUGUUUGUGUAACCAAUCAAAUGACACCAAAUUGAAGACCAAACUCAAUGUUUUGAACCAUAAAUACGAAGAACUGAAGAGUGAAUUAGAUUUGGAUUCAAUGAACACUUUGACUAAUGAUAUGAUUGUCGUUAAUAGUGAACAACAAACGGAUGACUCAUUGACUGAACCAGAGAUGGAUCAGUUGGACAACGAAGACAAUGACAAUGAUAUGAACGAAACGAGUGAUUGGAUGACAAGUGAUAAAGAAAUUCAUGAACCAUCGGUUGAUCCCAAGAAUAGUAGUAAAGGCAAUGAAAAGCCAAACAUUAUUUACAUAAAUAUCGAGAACAUUGAGACCAUUAAUAAAAGUGUUGAUAUCGACCAUCAGUAUAAUGAAAGUGAUGAGGAGGUAGACAGGGAUGGUAUGGAUGACACGGAUGCGGACAAUAGUGAUGCUAUUUGUUGUGAUUUCGCGGACUCCAAGUCAGGGAUAUUGUGUCAUAAAGUGUGUAAAAACGCCGAGACUUUGAUGGCUCACAAGAGCCGACACUCGGGUCCGAAGCCAUGGUUUUGCGAAUACAAGUCCUGCCAAUACAGGGCUGUACUCAGGAGUCAUCUGAUCGGACACGUGAGGAAGAGCCACACCGGAAGGUAUCAGUUCUCAUGCGAUUGGCCCGGAUGUUCAUUCAUGGGUCCGUCUCGUUAUAACGUUAAACGACAUAAAAUCAUACAUACGGGAGAGAAGCCAUACAAGUGCAAUUGGCCGGGAUGUGAGUGGAGUAGUGCUAACAAUAAGAUAGCCGACCACAAGAGAAUACACACCGGCGAGCGGCCAUACGCUUGCAAUUGGGUUGGAUGUGAGGCCCGAUUCAGUCGACCCUUUACUCUGCGAAAUCACGAGCGGACGCACACCAAAGAGAAGCCAUUUGUGUGCGAUUACCCCAACUGUGACUUCAAGUCAUCGCAACAAACGCCAUUGACAGCUCAUAAGCGAAAGCAUCACAACUCGUCCGCAAACAUAGCCUCAGAAGAGAGCAUUAGUUUAGUUACUAAUUAUGAAACUGUGGAGACAUUAGGCCUCACUUCAUGAUAGUGUCAUAAUCGGCGACGAAUGACAUGAUGUAUAAACCAAACACUUCUCGCUGUUUAAUAUAAAUGAUUUUAGUAACCCAUCAGGUGUUCAAAGUGGAGGUCACUCCUGACCACAGAUGCACAGUAUGUCUACCAACCGGCACAUCCACUGCCAGUGACAGCCGGAG
Oppiella nova is the source of this 1444-nucleotide messenger RNA. NCBI's taxonomy places the organism in Eukaryota, Metazoa, Arthropoda, Arachnida, Sarcoptiformes, Oppiidae. The record is from the annotation of a GenBank genome assembly.